Molecule: messenger RNA, 973 nt
Organism: Salvia hispanica
Lineage: Eukaryota; Viridiplantae; Streptophyta; Magnoliopsida; Lamiales; Lamiaceae
Source: RefSeq, a predicted model, not a curated record
UCCACCAAGAAAGGCCCACUAACAUUUCCUAGAACGACGAAGCCAUUCACUCCACUCACUAUCCUAUUUGGGGCUAUUAUUCAUUUCUAGGUUUUCUCUCUGAAUCUCGAUCUCCAUCUUAAUUAUCCAGUGUUAUCUGCAGCCAGAGUCAGUAAACUAGAUAUAAUUCAUCUUGUUGAUUGUAAAUGGAGGAUAUUUCCUUUUGCUGUACAUCCGAAAAUUCGAAAGCUAUGUGUUACAGUAGUGCUUCUUCCGGAUAUGAUGAUGAUGGUGAUAGAGUAGACGAGCUAAGAACAAGCAUACCGAUUCAGCUUACGAUCAAUAAUGGGAAAAAUAGUGUAGAUAGCUAUCAUAUCGAGGAGGAGGACGAAGAAGAUGACGAAGAAGAUGAAGUUGAUUUAUCUGAAGAAGCAUUAUUGGCCCAAAUGGGGUAUGUAAAAUCUGACCCAGGGAGUGAUAACGAGGAAGAAGAAGAGGAUAUAUUAGACGAUCGAAUAUUGGUGAAGAAUGAAGCACGCAAACACGAACCAAUAAACACACCAACAGCUGAACUGAAUCUGGUUUCGGCCCUAAGAGGAAGUCGCGAGAAAGAAGGAAGGCCAGUAGAGGAAUGCCGGGUUUCAUGGGGGCCGGAUGUGUACGAUCCGCCCUGCACAUCUGAUGAUCAUUUUGCUGCAAGCAAGAACGAUAGGCACAGGGUCGAGCAGAAGGGCAAGGGCACGUCCGGGAGGAACAGGCAAAAGGGAAGCGGUAGCGAAGGAGGCAGCAGCAGAAAGGCAGCUGGAGGAAGUAAGAGUAAGAAAAAGGCUGAGAAGAAACAUAAGAAGCAGGGGUAUAAGCACUCUGAUCCUAGUUAGUUCUCUCACUUGUUAACUCUUUUGUAAAAUGAGGAUCUUGAUUUUCAUCAGUAAAUCAGCUUGAAAAAUAACAAAUCUUUCAAAAAUUUGACAAUGAAGUAUUAUUUACAAGGAAA